AUGUCUGCCGAAGCCAAAUUCAACAAGGCUGUGUCCAUCGUCGGUUCGCUCCCCAAGGAUGGGCCCGUCCAACCUACGCAGGAUGAUCAGCUCACAUUCUACGGCCUCUACAAGCAGGCCACCGUCGGUGAUGUCACCUCCAAGAGGCCCGGCAUGUUCGACUUGGCUGGCAAGUACAAGUGGGACGCCUGGAACAAGAACCAGGGCAUGUCCAAGGAGGAUGCUCAGCAGGCUUACGUUGAUGCUCUUCUCGAGAUUCUGAAGAAGCACGAAGACGAAGGAGACUCUGCUCAGUACAUCGAGCAGAUUCAGAACGCCUAA
Messenger RNA from Mycosarcoma maydis (corn smut), 321 nucleotides. RefSeq lists its product as uncharacterized. Gene Ontology annotation, biological process: fatty acid metabolic process. The transcript is spliced from 5 exons. The coding region runs from base 1 to 321 and encodes 106 amino acids. Gene Ontology annotation, molecular function: fatty-acyl-CoA binding. The record is from RefSeq and is a predicted model, not a curated record. NCBI's taxonomy places the organism in Eukaryota, Fungi, Basidiomycota, Ustilaginomycetes, Ustilaginales.